Sphenostylis stenocarpa is the source of this 2236-nucleotide messenger RNA. The record is from the annotation of a GenBank genome assembly. Lineage: Eukaryota; Viridiplantae; Streptophyta; Magnoliopsida; Fabales; Fabaceae.
UUCGAAAAUUUUGUUUUGCAGAAAUGAUGAAUUUUGCCGUGGGGGUUCUGUAUAUCCUAACCCCAAGGAACCAUGCCUCUUCUUGUCUCUUGGCCGUUCAGUUGAUGUUCACUAUCCUCUUCAGAAGAGAUCUCGCAUCAGUGUUCCAGUUGAUAGCAAUGGACAAUGGUUUGAUAAGCAGAAGCAGAAUACCUCUAUUGAAUCUUUGCCAGAUGAAUGCCUUUUUGAGGUCCUUAGAAGGUUGCCUGCCGGCCAAGAUAGGAGUGUCUGUGCUUCUGUAUCCAAGCGCUGGCUUAUGCUUCUUAGCAGUAUUUGUAAGAAUGAAAUAUGCAGCAAUGGAAAUCCCACAAAUGAUAAUGAUCAGGGAUUGAGCAACGAAGGACACCUGUACCGAAGCUUGGAGGGAAAGAAGGCAACAGAUGUCAGACUCGCUGCCAUUGCUGUUGGGACAGCGCCUCGAGGAGGGUUGGGGAAGCUUACAAUUCGUGGAUGCAAUUCAGGUGGUGGAGUCACUAAUGUAGGUCUCAAGGCCAUUGCUAAUGGAUGCCCUUCUCUAAAGGUUUUCUCUGCGUAUGAUGUUACUACUAUUAAUGAUGACGGCCUGAUUGCCCUUGCUAAUGGGUGUUAUCGGUUAGAGAAGCUUGACCUUUGCAAGUGCCCCAAUAUUUCUGACAAGUCUUUAAUUGCAGUCGCCAGGAAUUGUCCAAGUUUAACUGAGCUAUCAUUUGAGUCAUGUCCUAAUAUUGGUAACAAAGGUUUACAAGCUUUUGGGAUGUUUUGUCCCAAUCUAAGGUCUGUCUCAAUUAAGGGUUGCUUCGGAGUUGGUGAUAAUGGAAUUGCUAGCCUCAUGUCUUCAACUUCUUAUGUUCUAAAAAUGUUGAAGCUUGAGUCGCUGGAUGUGUCUGAUGUCUCUGUAGCAAUGAUUGGGCAUUAUGGCUUGCAAGUUACUGAUCUUGUCCUAAGUUGCCUCCCAAAUGUCAGUGAGAAAGGGUUUUGGGUGAUGGGUAAUGGCCGUGGACUGCAGAAACUGAAUUCAAUCACUAUCGAAUGCUGCCCAGGAUUGACAGACAUAGGGAUUGGAUCUAUUGGAAAGGGUUGUCCAAAUGUGAAAAGUUUCCAGCUUCGUAAAUGUUCAUUUCUGUCAGACAAGGGGUUGGUUUCAUUUACCAGGGCUGCUGUAUCAAUUCAGAGCCUACAAUUGCAGGAGUGCCACAGAAUUACCCAAAUUGGACUUUUUGGUGUCUUUUUUCACUGUUCUGCAAAAUUGAAGGUUCUUGUUCUGAUUAGCUGCUAUGGGAUCAAAGAUCUGACCAUGAACUUGCCACCAAUAACUCCUUGUGAAUCAUUUUGGUCCUUAACAAUCCGUGACUGUCCUGGAUUUGGCAAUGCUAAUCUUGCAUUACUUGGAAAGCUCUGUCCCCAGCUUAAGCAUGUUGAAUUGUGUGGACUUCAGCGGGUAACAGAAGCAGGGUAUCUUCCACUGCUGGAGUGUUCUGAGGCUGGUCUAGUCAAAGUUAUUUUAAAGGGAUGUGUAAAUGUGACGGACAGAGUAGUUUUGCCUGUGGUCAACACUCAUGGAUGGACUCUUGAGAUGCUGUGUCUUGAAGGUUGUAGAAGAGUCACCGAUGCUAGCAUGAUUGGAAUUGCAGCCCAUUGCCCGAUGUUGUCUGAUCUUGAUCUUUCCAAGUGUGCAAUCACCGAUGCUGGCAUUGCAGCUCUUGCACGGGGAAAUCAGAUAGGCCUGGCUGUACUUUCUGUUGCAGGUUGUAUAUUGCUUUCAGACCAGAGCAUACCCGCACUGAAAAAAAUGGGUCAAUUCCUUGCAGGACUGAAUAUCAAGCACUGCAGUGGAAUCAGCAGCCGUGUGGUCAGCGAGCUUCACGAACAUCUCUUGACCUUCAAGGGGCGUCUUGAAGUUCCAGCUUUGUGCUGGUUUUGUCUUGGUUACUUUUGCGGUUCAGAGUUUUAUGAAGCCUUUCUCUUCAGGGGCUUUGGCCAUGCCAGCCGAUUCUAUAGGUCUUAUUCUCAGAAGGCAUUAUUGGCGAUGAUGUAUGAUAUGAAAAGACUUGACAUGUGGUCGCAACACUAUGGAACAAUGGCCUUGCCCUCUAAGUCUACACGUGAUAAUUUUCCAUCCAAACCUUCCUUAUUUCGCUUAGCGUGGGACGAUGAGGUUUUGAUUAAGUGGGCUUGGGAAAAUGAACAACCCAGCGUUACAACAAGACUUUCAGAGUAA